AUGUCGGGAUCGACAACACCUCAAAGACGUUUGUCACGUAGACUUACGCAUACAAAAAUUGUCAGGGAACUUUUGGCCUUAGAAAAUGCUACAGUUGCUGAAAUGGAUCAUGGCGAAAAAGCACGUCGAGAAGGUCGCUUUGUUUUUGAAUGCUCCUGGGAAGUGGCUAACAAAGUUGGUGGAAUAUAUACAGUGUUACGAACAAAAGCAUCGGUGACAACUGAAGAAUUAGGCGAUCAAUACUGCAUGUUGGGUCCAUACAAGGAAGAACGAGUUAAGUUAGAAGUUGAAAUUUUACAACCUGAUUCAUCGCCAUUGAAAUAUGCUAUGGAUCAAUUAAAUGAUCUUGGCCUUAAGGCUACUUAUGGUAGAUGGCUAAUUGAUGGUUACCCAAAAGUGGUACUGUUCGAUAUAGGUUCGGCUGCUUGGAAACUUGAUCAGUGGAAACAAGAGCUAUGGGAUUCGUGUAAAAUCGGUAUACCAUAUCAUGAUAGCGAAUCGAAUGAUGCUGUCAUAUUGGGUUUUAUGGUUGCAAUAUUCAUCCAAAAGUAUUUAUACGCGAUCGAAGGUUAUCAACCACUGUACGUAGCUCAUUUUCAUGAAUGGCAAGCUGGUAUUGGUCUUAUUUUAUCCAGGCUAUGGAAGACGGAUGUUUCGACAAUUUUUACAACACAUGCUACCUUACUUGGCCGAUACCUAUGUGCAUCCGGUGCAGAUCUAUACAACAAUAUUGAUAAAUUUGAUGUUGAUCGCGAAGCAGGAAUACGCCAAAUUUACCACAGAUAUUGUAUCGAAAGAGCAGCAGCUAAUUUGGCGCAUAUUUUUACAACUGUAAGUGAAAUAACAGGUCUUGAAGCAACACAUCUGAUUAAAAGAAAGCCGGAUAUUUUGACGCCAAACGGUUUGAAUGUGGUCAAAUUUGCAGCCUUACAUGAAUUUCAAAAUUUGCAUUCAGUUGCAAAAGAAAAAAUUCACGAUUUUAUCCGUGGACAUUUUUAUGGACAUUAUGAUUUCAAUUUGGAUAAAACAAUUUAUCUGUUUACGGCCGGACGUUAUGAAUUUACAAAUAAAGGUGGUGACUUUUUCAUCGAAGCAUUGGCAAGGUUAAAUUAUCUUCUAAAGACAUCAGCUGAUCCCAAUUGUAAAGAUGUCACCGUGGUUGCAUUUAUUAUUUAUCCUGCUGCAGCAAAUUCAUUCAAUGUGGAAUCAUUGAAAGGACAAGCGGUAUGCAAGCAAUUACAUAAUACAAUAUCGAAGAUAAAGGAAAAUUUGGCAUCGAGAAUGUUCGAAGCAUGCUUGAAAGGUCGCAUACCGGAAAUGGAGGAUUUGCUACUUCCGGAUGAACGUAUCCAAUUGAAACGUUGCAUAUUGAGUGCAAAGCGUGAUAAUUUGCCGCCAAUAUGUACGCAUAAUAUGCUUGAUGAUGCCUGUGAUCCUGUAUUAAAUGCUUUCCGACGUACUCAACUUAUAAAUCAACCGUAUGAUCGCGUUAAAGUAAUAUUCCAUCCGGAAUUUUUAUCAUCUGUUUCACCCUUAAUGAAUUUGGAUUAUGAAGAUUUUGUUCGCGGUUGUCAUAUGGGUGUUUUUCCGAGUUACUAUGAACCGUGGGGAUAUACACCAGCUGAGUGUACGGUAAUGGGUGUUCCAUCAGUUACAACCAAUCUCUCAGGAUUUGGAUGUUUCAUCCAGGAGCAAGUACAGGAUCCUCAUACAUUUGGAAUUUUUGUUAUCGAUCGUCGGUUCAAAGGACAUAAUGAGGCUAUUGAUGAACUUGCAAAAACUCUUUAUGACUUCACAUUACUUUCGCGCCGCCAGCGUAUUAUUAUGCGAAACCGGACGGAACGACUCAGCGAACUUAUAGAUUGGAAAACUCUCGGAACGUUUUAUCGGGAGGCACGACGAAAAGCACUUGAAGCUACGCAUCCAAAUUUCAUGCAAGUAAUCGAAGAAACUGUGAAGAAAAUGCCUCGUCCAACUUCAGCACCAUCAACACCGGCUACAAGUCGAUCCGUAUCACCCUACGACAGCGAAGAAUCAGAUACUGCGGAACAGGAAGCAUUCGAAGCAAAAGCAUGGGUAGAAGCUAAUUAAGUAGGCUAUUGUCUUAAAAUGAUUGUGUAUCUAACAUAACAAAGAGAUUAUCAACCAUAUUUUCAUAUAAUAAGAUGAAAUUUCAUGUUGAAUUUUCUUUUUUCUUCUAGCAGUGCAUGGAUCAGAUUUAUUUUAGCCUGAAUCUAUUGACCUGAAUCAGAGUUGUCCUGCAACAUGCGCUUUACUUUAUGUAUUUACUAAUAGG
Loa loa (African eye worm) is the source of this 2296-nucleotide messenger RNA. RefSeq names its product glycogen synthase. Gene Ontology annotation, molecular function: alpha-1,4-glucan glucosyltransferase (UDP-glucose donor) activity. Gene Ontology annotation, cellular component: cytoplasm. Gene Ontology annotation, biological process: glycogen biosynthetic process. The record is from RefSeq and is a predicted model, not a curated record. The transcript is spliced from 18 exons. The coding region runs from base 1 to 2091 and encodes 696 amino acids. NCBI's taxonomy places the organism in Eukaryota, Metazoa, Nematoda, Chromadorea, Rhabditida, Onchocercidae.